Molecule: messenger RNA, 1643 nt
Organism: Perognathus longimembris pacificus (Pacific pocket mouse)
Lineage: Eukaryota; Metazoa; Chordata; Mammalia; Rodentia; Heteromyidae
Product: steroid 21-hydroxylase
Exons: 10
Coding region: 13-1512 (499 amino acids)
Biological process (GO): progesterone metabolic process; hormone biosynthetic process
Molecular function (GO): heme binding; iron ion binding; steroid 17-alpha-monooxygenase activity
Source: RefSeq, a predicted model, not a curated record
AAGAGCCUAUAAAUGGCCGUGCUAGAGUCUCUGCAUAGGCCUCCUGCCAUGCUGUUCCUUGGGUUUCUGUUGCUGCUGACACUGCUGGUGGGCACCCGCGUGCUAUGGAGCCAGUGGAAGCUCAGGGACCUCCACCUCCCACCCCUCGCCCCAGGCUUCCUGCACCUCCUGCAGCCCAACCUCCCCAUCUACCUCCUGCGCCUCACUCGGAAACUUGGGCCCAUUUACAGGCUCCAUUUGGGGCUGCAAGAUGUGGUGGUGCUGAACUCCAAGAGGGCUAUCGAGGAGGCUAUGAUCAGAAAGUGGGCAGACUUUGCCGGCCGACCCCAAACAGCAUCCUCCAAGUUGGUGUUCGAGCAAUACCCGGAUGUGUCUCUGGGGGACUACUCCCUGCUGUGGAAGGCUCACAAGAAACUCACCCGGUCGGCCCUGCUGCUGGGGGUCCGAGAUUCCAUGGAGCCACUGGUGGAGCAGCUGACCCAAGAAUUCUGUGAGCGGAUGCGGGCCAAGGCUGGCCGCCCCGUGAACAUCCAGGCGGAGUUCUCUUUCCUCACGUGCAGCAUCAUUUGCGGCCUCACCUUUGGAGACAGGGAUAAAUCCUUUGUAAAUGCGGUUCACAGCUGUGUCCAGGAUCUGAUGAAAGCUUGGGACCACUGGUCCAUCCAAAUUUUGGACUUGGCUCCCUUUCUCAGGUUCUUCCCCAACCCAGGUCUCUGGAAGCUGAAGCAGCUCAUAGGAAAGCGGGAUCACAUCGUAGCGCAGCAGCUGAGGCGGCACAGGGAGAACCUGGUGGCGGGCCAAUGGAAGGACAUGACAGACUACAUGCUCCAAAAGAUUGGGCGGCUGAAAGUGGACGAGGGCCCUGGACAGCUCCUGGAGGAGCACGUGGCCAUGGCCAUGGUGGAUCUUUUCUUCGGCGGCACUGAGACCACCUCAUCCACGCUGUCCUGGGCUGUGGCUUUCUUGCUUCACCACCCUGAGAUUCAGCAAAGGCUGCAGAAGGAGCUAGACCUUGAACUGGGCCCUGCCACCUCGGGCUCCCCUAUGUCAUACAAGGUCUGCAUGCGGCUGCCCUUGCUCAGUGCCACCAUCUCUGAGGUGCUGCGUCUACGACCUGUCGUGCCUUUGGCCCUGCCCCACCGCGCCACCCGGCACAGCAGCAUCUUAGGUUAUGACAUCCCCGAGGACACAAUCAUCAUCCCCAACCUGCAAGGCGCAAAUCUUGAUGAGACGAUCUGGGAGAGGCCGCAGGAAUUCCGGCCUGACCGCUUCCUGGAGCCGGGCAAGAGCCCCAGAACACUGACAUUCGGUUGUGGCGCCCGCGUGUGCCUGGGAGAGCCGCUGGCCCGCUUGGAGCUCUUCGUGGUACUGGGCAACCUGCUCCAGGCCUUCACGCUGCUGCCGCUUGAGGGCGCCCUGCCCUCGCUGCAGCCCCAGCCCGCCUGCACCGUCAACCUCCUGACGCAGCCCUUCCAAGUGCGCCUGCAGCCUCGGCGCCAGGCCAGUGACUAGCGCAGUUUUUCCUUUAUUGCACCCGUACCAACCCUUCCCCUCCCCCCUGUAAACAUGGUGCUGUAGGUCGUGGGCGGAGAAGGCUUCUCCAGGAGGCUGGGUGGUGAAGGCUCCCGGCGCUUCUCUGUGCA